GUUAUGUUGUGUUGUGUUAUCAGACUUGGUGACAGUUUUUUUCUCUAUCAAACUAUCUUUCUACGAGGAAAUAAAAAUCUUUGAAACUAUUGAGUACGCCUUACGUAAUUUAGUCGCUGAGUCUUUGUCUCGAACUAUUCUUAUUGUGGUUGAGUUCCUCAAAUUCAUGGGUACCUAAGUGUUUCGCAAGUGUCACAAAAUGCUUUCAAUAUUAAGGAACUCAAGAUUUGUCCUCUUCAAUCCAGCCGUUCGCCGAGGCUUUGCUAAUGAAACGAGCAAGUCACAAUCCGAGGGUGAUGCUAAAGAUGGAGAACCUGAAGCGGCUUGCCAGAAAACAGCAAAGCUCGCCCAAAAACUCCGUGCUAAAACCCCCAUCGGUAAAUUGGACGAGUUAGAUGAGGGUAAACAUCCUUUUCAAGAAAAGGAGCCCUUGCCCCCAUUUCCAGACAACAUUAAUCCAAAGACUGGAGAAGUUGGAGGUCCUAGAGGUCCGGAACCAACUAGAUAUGGAGACUGGGAGCGAAAAGGAAGAGUAACAGAUUUCUAGUCUCUGAACGAAACACCUGUGCUUAUUCUAGUUCAAUCUUAAUCUAGUUCUAAUCUCAGACUCCUCUAUAAUAGCAUCAUCAUACUUCUGAAAAGUCAUCAUGCCAGCAAUUCAGUAUUCAGUCAUUAAAAUGUGUUGUCUUUCUAUCAUGUCAUAUUUCUAUCAAUGGAACAAACAUUACUCUAUACUCUCUGCUUUGACCCUGAGUCACAUUAAAAUGCUUGCAAAAUAAGACUCACACCGAAGUGUAGUGACGUUGUUUCCGAUGGGAGCCAACAAAUCUAACUCGGUAGUCUCGUAACUGUUCAACUACAUAAAAGCUCCUCAUGAUUGCCUUCCCUUCAUUCACUUGCAGACGACAGUCACUUUAAAAAAAGGGUAUAGACUAGCCCCUCUGGCUUCACUGAAAUUUCGCAACUUAGCCAUUUCACAAUUCCAGUACAAAUGCCUUUAAUUUAAGCGCAGAAUAUGUAGAAAAGUUGUGCAGGUAAAAUUCUUCUGGUUCACUACGAGGAACACCAAUAACUGCAUAAUGUCAGCAACCUCAAAUGCAUAAAUGUGCCCUUUUUUAAAUUGGCCAUCCAGCCUAAAGGUAUGGCAUUUAUAAUGCGCAGGUCAGCAAGCGACCUUGGCGCAAGGAUCUGUCAAAGGAGCUCACAUGUAUUUCCUUUGACAGACCAUUGGACUGCCUUCAGUCACAGACUUACCCAAUUUUUACGCAUCUUAAGAGGCAUACCCCAAGUUCCUGUGUAAGUGAAAAUUUUCUUUGAAUUUAAAAUUUUUUUUAGGAUUUUUUUAAUACAAAUAGUUAUCAGCAUCUGUUUUUUUUCAGCAAGUAUAUGAGAAUAACCUGCUAUAGUCCAUUUCCAACCAACGUCCUCCGAUGGAUUCAGUACUUAAAUUUAUUUUGUGAAAUGACGAUUUUUAAGAAGGGGAUGAAUACACACAGCUCGGCAAGUAUCCACAACACAAUAACGCAAAAUGAAAUUUUAGCAACAUAGCUUUUAAGUCUUUUUCUUUUUUUUCUUUUUCUUUCAGUUAUCUGCGUUGCUCUCCGUCCAGAUAAACUACUUAAGGAAGAAGUCAAAGUCACUCUUAAAGAUUUCAAGUCUAAUGUUCACUCAGAAGAGAAUUUUGGGUUUUGUUUAACUAAUUUGAUAUCAACAAUAAAAUUGGAGAAAUGCCUAUUUCGGUUUGCAGCGUUGCAGACCUCCUGUCAUAGUUUGUUAUCAACAUAGAAACCUUUAAAUGUCAUUUCUUGAAAAUUUAAGCGAUUUUUUUUCUCUGUGUGAAGAAUAUUCUGUGAAAAUUUCAAGCCAUGCUGUUGAUUUUGGGCUCCUUUUGAAAAAUCAAAUAGAAGCGGAACACUGCAACCCAUAAACCCAUUUUUACUCUUCACCGUCGAUAUAUGGUAAUUGUCAAAACACUUGAAAGCUUAUUAUACGACAGUCUGUGACAUUUUGGCAAAAGAAAAAAAGGUCUGAAUUUCUAGUGGACCAUCAAGAACUGCUCUUUAAAGAUAGGCAAUCAAUUCAUCGUGUUGAUCAGUCCUUAAGAUAUUUUUUACACUACUAAUGAUGUAUUCUUCUCAAUUAUCAGUAAUUCUUGUCCAUAAAGAAGGAGUUUAAAGCUAAUCUAGGUUUGGUAACUGAGAGGAAUUUCAAAUUUUCGAAAGUGAUGGAAUGAGUCAGUAAGGAAAAUGAUGAUGAACAUCCACUAUCGGCUGUAAACCUUAAAACUGUGAUUUCAAUUGGACUCAACCCUAAAAAUUCAUUCUAGCUCGAUAACAGCAAAAGAUCUGCUCUCAAAAUUAUGUUUGUCAAUUCUUCUCUAGAUUUUUAUGUUGUAAAUAAUUUAGUUUCUUUUCACUUGAGCUGUCACUAGGCAAUUAAUAAUUAUGUUUAUCAGAAACCACUGUUACCUGAUCGUUGUUUAUUAAAAACUUGAUUAAAAAAUUAUUACACCCAA
Molecule: messenger RNA, 2515 nt
Organism: Bemisia tabaci
Lineage: Eukaryota; Metazoa; Arthropoda; Insecta; Hemiptera; Aleyrodidae
Product: succinate dehydrogenase assembly factor 4, mitochondrial
Biological process (GO): mitochondrial respiratory chain complex II assembly
Cellular component (GO): mitochondrion
Source: RefSeq, a predicted model, not a curated record